This is a messenger RNA of Paramecium primaurelia, 308 nucleotides long. NCBI's taxonomy places the organism in Eukaryota, Ciliophora, Oligohymenophorea, Peniculida, Parameciidae. The record is from the annotation of a GenBank genome assembly.
AUGAAACAAGAGAAAAAUAUUAUAGUUUUCACUCAACAAGACUUUUAGUCUAAUUUCUUAGUGAACCCGAAUCCUCCUUUAGGUUCAGGUCACGAUGCCAAAGUUUACUUGGCAAUGCAUAAACGUACUGGUGAAAUGUUUGCCCUCAAAGUGCUUACAUCUAUAACACCAGAUCAUCUCAACAAUCUCUAGGUUUUUAUUUUGUAUUUAUUUAGUGAACGAAAUCAAAAUUCUUAAAUUAAUAGAUCAUCCCGGUAUUGUUCAAAUAAAAGGUCAUGCUCAAGAUUAUACAUGUGUUUUGUUGGAGU